AUGAUUGAUACUGUCAUAUCGGCCGAAAUUCCAGAUCAAACCAUCGACCCAGGAUUAUUCGAAGUUGUCACAAAAAAUUUGAUUCACGGUCCCUGUGGUGAUAUUAAUCGAAAUUCUCCCUGUAUGAUUGAUGGCAAAUGUUCGAAACGUUUUCCAAAACAAAUGAUUGCUGAAACAAUUACAGGAGAUGAUGGAUAUCCACAGUAUCGUCGACGAUCAACUGAAGACAACGGUAAAUCAACUGUAAUUAAACUUCAAAAUCAAGACGUUGAAAUCGAUAACCGGUGGAUAGUUCCGUACUCACCGAUACUGUCAAAAAUGUUCAACGCUCACAUAAAUGUAGAAUAUUGCAAUUCUGUAAAAUCAAUCAAAUAUAUUUGCAAGUAUGUGAAUAAGGGCAGCGAUAUGGCUGUUUUUGGAGUGGCUCCUGAAAAUAGUUAUGAUGAAAUUUUACAGUAUCAAAUGGGGCGCUAUAUUAGUACCAAUGAAGCUGUAUGGCGUAUUUUAUCGUUUCUAAUUCAUGACAGACAUCCGGUUGUUGUACAUUUGUCAGUUCAUCUUGAAAACGGCCAACGUGUUUACUUCACUGCUGCAAAUGCCGCACAAAGAGCAGUAGAACCACGAGCAACUACACUGACAGCUUUUUUCCAGUUAUGUGAAACGGAUGAAUUUGCCAGGACUUUGCUAUAUUCGGAAGUGCCACACUAUUUCACAUGGAAUGCACCAACAAAAAAAUUUCAACGUCGCAAACAAGGCACAUCUGUUGAUGGUUAUCCAGGUAUUUUUCAAACAGAUGCUUUGGGACGCAUUUAUACAGUUAGUCCAGCUAAUAUUGAAUGUUUUUACUUGCGACUUUUGUUGUUUUGUUGUCACCAAUUGCAUUUGCUGGAAGAUGAUACGCAUUGGGAUUCUACGCUUCGUGAUGCAUCAAUUUCAUCUCCACCAAAUCAAAUUCGUAUGUUAUUUGCGAUCAUAAUAUCAACAUGUUUUCCAUCAAAUCCACUGGAAUUGUGGAAUAAAUACAAAGAUUUUAUGGCUGAAGACAUUUUGAUUCGACUUCAACAUCGUUCAAAUGAUCCUGCAUUGCUGCUGACAUUGGAAAUGUAUAAUGAAGCCUUGAUAAUGAUCGAAGAUUUGUGCCUUACUAUUGCAAAUAAAGCAUUAGGGCAAUUAGGAUUGACUCAACCAAAUCGUCCAAUGCAUGAUUUAUUUGAACGAGAAUUGCAACGCGAACAGCAAUUCGAUCGUGAUGAAUUGCGUGCGUUCGUACAAACGUAUACUCCACAAUUAAAUGAUCAACAAAAAGAUGCAUAUGACAAAGUGAUGCAAGCUGUCAAUGACAACACUGGUGGAUUGUAUUUUUUGGAUGCACCUGGCGGCACUGGAAAAAUAUUUUUGAUAUCAUUGAUAUUAGCAACGGUUCGGUCGGAACGAAAAAUCGCAUUGGCACUUGCUUCUUCCGGUAUUGCAGCUACAUUACUUGAUGGCGGCCACACAGCACAUUCCGCCUUGAAAUUGCCAUUGAACAUGCAAGCAAUUGAAACACCAACAUGCAAUAUUUCAAGGAGUUCUGGAAUGGCUAAAGUCUUGCAACAAACAUCGAUUAUUUUAUGGGACGAAUGUCCAAUGGCCCAUAAAAAAUCUUUGGAAGCCUUAAGUCGAACAUUGCAAGAUUUGAGACAGAGUCAACAGCUGUUUGGCGGUGCAUUAAUAUUGUUAUCUGGUGAUUUUCGUCAAACGUUGCCUGUUAUUCCGAGAUCAACACCAGCUGAUGAAAUUAAUGCAUGUUUGAAAAGUUCAUUUUUGUGGGCACACGUACAAAGGCUUUCGUUGACAACCAACAUGCGUGUGCGUCUUCAAAAUGAUUCAUCAGCACGUGAGUUUUCAAAGAAAUUGCUGAAGAUUGGCGAUGGAAAAAUUGCAAGUGAUCAAAAUGGGUUUAUCAUGUUACCGAAUAAUUUUUGCAUAAUUGUAUCAUCAAAAGAAGAACUCAUUGAUCGCGUUUUCCCAAAUAUUGUUCAAAAUUAUAAUAACCAUGAUUGGUUACGAGAACGUGCAAUUUUAGCACCAAAAAAUAUCAAUGUCAACGAAAUCAAUUUCCACAUCCAGGAAAAAUUGCCAGGUGAUUCGGUAACAUAUAAAUCCAUUGAUACUGCUAUGAAUAAUGAAGACGCAGUCAAUUAUCCGGCCGAAUUUUUAAAUUCUUUGGAACCACCAGGCAUGCCACCGCAUAAUUUGAAUUUGAAAGUUGGUUCAUCGAUUACACUUCUCCGAAAUCUUAAUGCACCGAAACUUUGUAAUGGGACGAGACUUUCAGUGAAGAAAUUGAUGCCAAAUUUAAUUCAAGCAACAAUUCUCACCGGCAAAGCAAAAGGUGAAAUUGUACCAAUACCACGCAUCCCAUUAAUACCAACGGACAUGCCAUUCGAAUUUAAACGUCUUCAAUUUCCUGUUCGGCUAUCUUUUGCUAUGACCGUAAACAAAGCCCAAGGGCAAACGCUCCAGGCGACGUAG
Messenger RNA from Anastrepha obliqua, 2514 nucleotides. RefSeq lists its product as uncharacterized. Gene Ontology annotation, biological process: telomere maintenance; DNA repair. The record is from RefSeq and is a predicted model, not a curated record. Gene Ontology annotation, molecular function: DNA helicase activity. Lineage: Eukaryota; Metazoa; Arthropoda; Insecta; Diptera; Tephritidae. The transcript is spliced from 2 exons. The coding region runs from base 1 to 2514 and encodes 837 amino acids.